Penicillium malachiteum is the source of this 3600-nucleotide messenger RNA. RefSeq names its product chromosome segregation protein SMC. The record is from RefSeq and is a predicted model, not a curated record. Gene Ontology annotation, molecular function: ATP binding; double-stranded DNA binding; cohesin loader activity. Gene Ontology annotation, biological process: mitotic sister chromatid cohesion. The transcript has 4 exons. Lineage: Eukaryota; Fungi; Ascomycota; Eurotiomycetes; Eurotiales; Aspergillaceae. The coding region runs from base 1 to 3600 and encodes 1199 amino acids. Gene Ontology annotation, cellular component: chromosome.
AUGUAUGUCAAGCAGAUUAUCAUCCAGGGCUUCAAGAGCUACAAGGACCAGACAGUCAUCGAGCCCUUUUCGCCUAAGCACAAUGUGAUUGUUGGACGAAAUGGUUCCGGCAAGAGUAACUUUUUCGCGGCAAUUCGUUUCGUCCUCAGCGAUGCAUACACUCACCUUGGCCGAGAGGAGCGACAGGCCCUUCUUCACGAAGGUUCAGGCUCAGCUGUGAUGUCAGCCUAUGUUGAGAUUAUUUUCGACAACUCCGAUGAUCGAUUCCCUACUGGCAAGCCCGAAUUGGUUCUUCGUCGUACUAUUGGAAUCAAAAAAGAUGAAUACACCCUCGACCGCAAGAAUGCAACCAAGAACGACGUCAUGAAUUUGCUUGAAUCGGCCGGUUUCUCUCGCUCCAACCCAUACUACAUUGUCCCUCAAGGCCGAGUGACCGCAUUAACCAACAUGAAGGACUCGGAACGGUUGGUACUUCUCAAGGAGGUAGCUGGUACCCAAGUUUACGAAGCCCGCCGCGCGGAGUCCCUCAAGAUUAUGCACGACACGAACAGCAAACGCACAAAGAUCGAUGAACUCUUGGACUUCAUCAACGAACGUUUGGCCGAGCUUGAAGAAGAAAAAGAUGAGCUUCGAACCUACCAAGAGAAGGAUAAGGAGCGUCGUUGCCUUGAAUACACAAUUUAUUCCCGCGAGCAGCACGAGAUUGCCAAUGUGCUGGACAGUUUAGAGGAACAGCGCCAAACUGGUGUCGAAGAUGCAGACAACAACCGAGAACAAUUCAUUGAUGGCGAAAAAGCCAUGGCACAGAUUGAGGCUGAGAUUGCCGAGUGCCGUCAGCAGAUUGAGUUCUUGAAGGUUGACAAGUCUCAACUUGAAGAUGAGCGCCGAGAGGCGUCUAAGACCUUGGCCCAGAUUGAACUGCAGGCUAAGUCUCUUGCUGACAAUCAGGCCGCUGCUCAGGCCCUGAAGUCUCGCCACGACAAUGAUCUGAAUGGUGUGCAGACGGCCAUUCAGGAACGCGAGGCAGAGCUCCAGACGAUUUUGCCGGAGUUCAACGCCUCAAAAGACCAGGAAGACACGAUCAAGUCUCAGCUGAACGAUGCAGAGACAUCGCGUCAACGUUUGUACGCUAAGCAGGGUCGCAACUCGCGGUUUAAAAACAAGUCGGAACGAGACAAGUGGCUUCAAAUGGAGGUUCGAGAGAGCAAUCGAUCCAUCGUCAAUGUGCAAGGUGUGGUAGCAACGACUCAGGAAGAUAUCACGGAGCUCGAGAAGGAGAUUGCUUCUCUUGAGCCCGAAACAGAGCGCCUACGCCAGCAAAUUGAUGGACGCGGCGAUACCAUGCACUCAUUCGAUGAGCAAGUUCAAACCGUUAAGGAUGAGAGAGAUCAGUUAAUUGAUCAACGAAAAGAACUUUGGAGAGAAGAAGCAAAGCUGGACUCUGUUAUGUCUACUGCGAAUCAAGAAAGGGAUCGCGCUGAGCGCAGCCUAUCGCAAAUGAUGGAUCAAAACACUAGCCGCGGUAUUGCUGCUGUGCAGAGGAUCAAGCGCGAUCACAAUCUGGAAGGUGUGUACGGUACUCUGGCGGAGCUGCUCGAGGUUAGCGACAGAUACCGAACUGCCGUGGAAGUUACAGCUGGCCAGAGUCUAUUCCAUUACGUUGUUGAUACCGAUGAAACUGCCACCACAGUGUUGGAGAUAUUGCAGAAGGAAAAGGCCGGUCGUGUGACCUUCAUGCCAUUGAACCGACUGCGCUCCCGUCCUUCGAACAUACCUCGUGCUAGUGAUACGAUUCCCAUGAUUGACAAGAUUCAAUUCGAUCCGUCAUACGAACGAGCAUUCCAGCAUGUUUUUGGCAAGACGAUCAUCUGUCCUAAUCUCCAGGUGGCCUCUCAAUAUGCUCGUAGCCAUGGUGUCAAUGCUAUUACACCAGAGGGUGACAGAUCAGACAAGCGCGGUGCCCUGACUGGUGGUUACCACGACUCCCGUCAAUCCAGACUGGACGCUGUGAAGAACGUCACCAAAUGGAGAGAUGAAUGUGAGACCAAGAAAAGUCGUGGCGCUGAGAUUCGUAAGGAGUUGGAAGUGCUGGACCAGCGGAUCACCCGGGUUGUUGGUGAGUUGCAGAAACUCGACCAGCGACGACACCAAGUGCAGAACAGCAGUGGCCCAUUGCGUCAAGAAUUGCGCAGCAAACGGGAUCUCUUGCAAAACAAGAACGACGGUCUUGAUGCCAAGCGUCGUGCUCUUCGCAAUGUCGAGGCUAACUUGACCGCUUUGAAUGACCAAGUCAACGCAUUCCAGGCUGAGCUCUCCUCUCCAUUCCAGAAAUCCCUCACUGACGAUGAGGAGGCCCGCUUGGAGAGUUUGAGUGUGUCUGUAAAAGAGCUGCGGCGACAGUACCAAGAAAUUGCACGCACUCGUAGUGACUUGGAGGCUCGCAAGUCUGUCCUGGAAGUCGAACUCCGUGAGAAUCUCAACCCUCGUCUGGACCAGCUUCUCAACCGGGACAUUGACAUGGCCGAGGAUGAGGUGCAGGGCAAUCUGAAGGAGACCCAGCGGGAGCAGAAGCGUCUGAGCAAGGCACUUGAGAAACUGAACGUCCGCCUGGAGCAAGUCGACACAUCGAUCGAGGAGGCUAAUGGCCGGGUUGGCGAACUGCAGCAACGCAAUGCUGAGACUCGCCGGGAACUUGAUGACCUGGCCCGAUCGAUUGAGAAGUACCAGCGACGUAUGGAGAAGAGUAUGCAAAAGAAGGCUGCGCUCUCUAAACAGGCCGCUGAAUGUGCUGCCAAUAUUCGUGACUUGGGUGUCCUUCCAGAUGAAGCUUUCACAAAGUACAAGCAAACCGACUCGAAUGCAGUUGUCAAGAAACUCCACAAGACAAACGAGGCGCUAAAGAAAUUCUCGCACGUCAACAAGAAGGCGUUUGAACAACACAACAGCUUCACUAAGCAGCGGGAAACCCUGACUGACCGUCGCCAGGAGCUCGAUGAUUCGCAGAAGGCCAUUGAAGACUUGAUCCGUGUCCUAGAUCAGCGCAAGGAUGAAGCGAUCGAGCGAACAUUCAAACAAGUAUCUCGUGAGUUUGCCAAUGUCUUCGAAAAACUGGUUCCUGCUGGUCGUGGCCGUCUGGUUAUUCAGAGAAAGACCGACCGCACUGCACGACCCGAAGAUGAAGAGGAUUCGGAUGAUGAAGAGGCUCGUCAGAGUGUGGAGAACUACGUUGGUGUGGGUAUCAGUGUCAGCUUUAACAGCAAGCAUGAUGAUCAGCAGCGUAUUCAGCAGCUGAGUGGUGGGCAGAAGAGUCUUUGCGCUCUUGCCCUGGUUUUCGCCAUCCAGGCGUGUGACCCUGCUCCGUUUUACCUGUUUGAUGAGAUUGAUGCCAACCUAGAUGCCCAAUACCGAACUGCAGUGGCGCAGAUGCUGAAGUCGAUCUCCGACUCCACUAAUGGCCAGUUUAUCUGCACAACUUUCCGACCGGAAAUGUUGCAUGUGGCGGAGAAGUGCUAUGGUGUCAGCUUCCGACAGAAGGCUAGUACCAUUGACGUGGUUUCGCGAGAGGAGGCCUUGAAGUUUGUGGAAGAGCAGAAGAGCUGA